This is a messenger RNA of Teleopsis dalmanni, 2411 nucleotides long. It is a transcript of the gene Mau2, whose product is annotated as MAU2 chromatid cohesion factor homolog. Bases 306 to 2279 code for a protein of 657 amino acids. Gene Ontology annotation, molecular function: double-stranded DNA binding; protein binding. The transcript has 3 exons. NCBI's taxonomy places the organism in Eukaryota, Metazoa, Arthropoda, Insecta, Diptera, Diopsidae. Gene Ontology annotation, cellular component: SMC loading complex; chromatin. Gene Ontology annotation, biological process: maintenance of mitotic sister chromatid cohesion; mitotic sister chromatid cohesion. The record is from RefSeq and is a predicted model, not a curated record.
AUCGAAGUUUCAAAUAAUUAACAGACCUGAUGCCUCGGCUACGCUAUUAUAAUGCAGCGUAUUUUAUUUUACCACACUUAUAUUUCACCACACGUGGAAGAAUGCAAUUGCGCUGUAUAACAAACCUGUUUUAAAGAAUGUGCAAAAAUAUUGAGCAUUAAUCAACACUGCGCGACGCUUUUUUGACAGUUGUUUUAAGUAAACAGCUGAAUGAAAUUAACAUUUUGGUGAUCUAAUGUAGUAAAUUAGGAAUAAAUUUAAAAUAAUUAGCAAUUACAAUUAAAUACAAUAUUUGAGCGUCUACUAUGGCCUCUACGAGUGCUACUGCCUCACAAGAUGCAUGUUAUAUAUCGCUUUUGGGGUUGGCAGAAUAUUUCCGCACCGCACAACCGCCGAACAUAAAGAAAUGCAUUCAAUGCCUGCAGGCGCUCUUCACGUUUCAACCGCCAACGAAAGUGGAGGCUCGUACACACUUGCAAAUGGGACAGAUAUUAAUGGCGUACACACGAAAUAUCGACUUGGCACGUAGUCAUCUCGAGACAGCUUGGAAACUAUCAGAAUCGCUGCUCAAUUUUGAUGAUGUCAAAUUCGAUACCGCGUCACUGCUGGCGCAAUUGCACCUGCAGACUGAACAGAGUUCCUUAGCAAAGGCUAUGUUGCGACGUGCAGUAGAAUUAUCACAAAAUAACGUGUUUUGGCAUUGUAAACUGUUGCUGCAGUUAUCACAAAUACACGCUUCAGACCGCGAAUACUCACUUGCCUCUGAGCUGCUUGCAGUGGGCGCAGAAUCGGCGGAAGAACAAAGCGCAACUUAUUUAAAAGUUUUGUUCCUUUUAUCACGUGCAAUGAUAUUAAUGAUUGAACGCAAAACAAAUGAUGUGUUGGCAUUGCUAAAUUCCGCCGGUGGCAUUAUAGAUAAUCAAAUAGUGAAUGUACAUCAGAAAGAAUACCUCAAGGUAUUUUUUUUAGUACUCCAGGUGUGGUACUACUUGGCAUUAGGACAAGUGAAAACAGUUAAGCCAAGUCUAAAACAAUUGCAAAUGUCAAUACAAACUAUUAUGGCGCCAAACUGGCCUGCUGAUGAGUUGAUAUUCGGUCAAAAUCCCCUUGAGAUGUUUGUUUGGUUACCAAAGGAACAGCUUUAUGUUUUGGUAUAUUUAGUGACAGUGUCACACUCAAUGAUGGCCGGUUAUAUGGACAAAGCGCAGAAAUAUACCGAAAAAGCGCUGACGCAAAUUGAAAAACUCAAAUCACAAGACGACAAACCAAUACUGUCAGUGUUCAAAGUGAUACUAUUGGAACACAUAGUCAUGUGCCGUAUGGUUAUGGGUAAUAGAGAUUUAGCAAUCAAAGAAAUAGCUGCUGCACGUGAUGUCUGCCUACAAUCGUCAAAUCCAAAUUUAUUAAAACGUCAUUCACCACAGCUACAUUGCUUAGUUGGCUUAUAUUCUAUGUCCACAAACUUCUUUGAAAGUGCGGAAAAACAAUUUCUUGCCUGUGUACAUGAGACUAGUGAACGUGAUUUAAAAUUAUUCGCUAAUUUAAAUUUGGCCAUAAUUUAUCUGCGCACAAAAAGAGAUCAGGAUUUAAAACAAAUUUUAGAUGCAGUUUCGACCGAAAACACACAUACAUAUAGUAGUCAAGCGUUAAUGGGCGGAUUCUACUACGUUCAAGGUUUGCAUGCAUUUCACAAGAGCAGCUUUCAUGAAGCAAAGCGCUUCCUACGAGAAACGUUAAAAAUGGCUAAUGCAGAAGACUUGAAUCGUUUGACUUCCUGCUCACUUGUACUGCUUUCGCAUGUCUUCCUUAGCAUCGGAAACUCAAAGGAAAGUAUGAAUAUGGUAACACCUGCCAUGCAAUUAGCUUCCAAAAUACCCGACAUACAUGUGCAGCUUUGGGGUUCGGCUAUACUUAAAGAUUUGCACCGUAUGUCAAAGGAUGUGCAACACGAAAAAGAAGCAUAUGCAAAUCAUGUCAAAUACUCAGAGAACCUAAUUGCUGAUCAACGAAAAUGUAUGCAAAGCGUGCAUCAUAGCUUAAUAAAUUGGCUUAGUGGUGUGCCGCCCAAAACUAGUAACGCUGGUGGUGAUAUGGCGGGUGUAGUUCAAGCAAGUACCAGUAACUCUUCAAUAGUACAACUAACACAACAGCCAACAAUACUUCAGCAGCAGCAGCAACAGCAACAGCAUCAGCAACAACAAAUCCAACAACAUCAACAUCAUCUACAACCACAACAUCAUAUACAACAUAUGCAGCAAUAUGGACAAUUUUAUAAAUAGUACUACUAGAUAUUAAGAGAAGUGUAAGUAUAUUUUUGUAAACCUAAGUUAUAGUUAUUGAUAAGUUUAGCAAUUUUUUUAUAUUUCUACAAAUAUUCUUUUAUUUUUAUUUUUUUUUUAUUUAUUUUUUAC